Molecule: messenger RNA, 921 nt
Organism: Medicago truncatula (barrel medic)
Lineage: Eukaryota; Viridiplantae; Streptophyta; Magnoliopsida; Fabales; Fabaceae
Product: L10-interacting MYB domain-containing protein
Exons: 2
Coding region: 1-921 (306 amino acids)
Source: RefSeq, a predicted model, not a curated record
AUGACUACCAAAGAAAAUAUUUCUUCUAAAUCUGAAAAUUUAGAAAAAGCAAAGUGGAACAACCCAUUUUAUACCAAAGUAUUACUUGACAUUUGUAUGGAUGAGAUUCGAAAAUGUGGGAAACCGGGAAUUGCUUUUAAGAAUAAGAAAUGGGAAGAAAUACGUGACGAAUUCAAUAAAAAUGCUAGUAAAAACUAUACUAAAAAACAAUUGAAAAAUAGAAUGGAUAAUUUGAGAACGGAUUGGACUACCUGGAAACAAUUAAUAGGUAAAGAAACAGGGCUAGGAUGGAAUACCGAAAUAGGAAAUGUUGAUGCUGAUCCUGCUUGGUGGGAGGCUAAAAUUAAGGAGAAUGUGAAAUAUGCAAAAUUUCAAAGUCAAGGAUUGGAAUUUCGUGAGGAAUUGAAAUUUAUAUUUGGAGAGAUUGUGACAACAAGUCAAUGCCAAUGGACACCAGCUUUAGGGGUGCCACAUGAAUCUAGUGGCAAAAAUGCUAUUGAUGAUGUGCCACUAGAAAUUAUUGAAUCAGAAGAGGAUGAUAUUAUCCCUAUGGAAAGUAACAAAUCAAGAAAGAAAAGAAAGGUUUCACCAGAUAUGGGUGAGAAAGUUACAAAGGGUAAGACCAAGGUUGGGACUGCAACAACUAUGAGAAACACAUUUGAGCGAUUAGUUCAAGCAGCAGAAGGUCAUAAUAAAAUUGAGAAGGCCGAAAUUGCAGCAACAUCUAAUGUUCUUGGACAAUAUUCAAUUCCUGAUUGUGUUACAAUAUUGAAAAGUGCGAAGGAGGAAGGACAUUUGAAUAAUCGACAAUUUAGUUAUGCUUUGGAGAUGCUUAAAGAUGAAGAUAAUAGAAUCUUACUGAUGUCCUUAAAAGAUUCUAUGGAUGCUUUGGUAGACUGGAUUCUAUACAAGUAUCAAUGA